Molecule: messenger RNA, 849 nt
Organism: Scutellospora calospora
Lineage: Eukaryota; Fungi; Glomeromycota; Glomeromycetes; Diversisporales; Gigasporaceae
Source: the annotation of a GenBank genome assembly
AUGUUGGUUAAUGAUGUAUUGAUCAUGAUAUUUGAAUAUCUUUAUGAUAUCGAUGUCUCUCUUUUCAACUGUGUCUUGGUAUCUUGGGAUUGGGCAAAUCUCGCGAUUCCGAUUCUCUGGCGAGAUCCGUUCAAAUAUUAUGAUAAUAAUAAUAAUUCUUUGAGAAAAGUUGUCUGCCAUAAUUUAGAUGUAAAAGAUUAUUUCUACAAAAGUGAUAUUCCAAUAAAGGAAUAUUCCGUUCUUCUCUUCCCCUAUCUUGAAUACAUGAAAAAAGUAAACACGUAUCAUAUAGAAAAAGUAUUUAAAGAUUCUGUAUAUAAUAUUUAUACUAUGAUACAUGCUAUUAUUGGAUUUUUAUUUGUUACAUCAGAAAUCAUUAAUGAUAUCACGAUCGAUUGUUGUUUUCAUAAUAUCGAAGAUUUAAAUAAAUACAUGAAAAAUCAUUGUGUUCAUCUAAGGUUGUAUAAUGGAUGUUUGGAAUUAAACGAACUCGAAAAUCUUGAUAAUCUGAAAAGUUUAAGCUUGACGAGAAUAUCCUUUGAAGAUAAUUUUAUCUUUUUGAUGAAAAAACUUGAAAAUAUGGUAAAUCUCGAAUUGAUAAAUAUUCAUAAUAAGCAAUUAUUAUAUGAUAUCAUCAAAUUACAGAAUAUUAAAUUUCUCACAUUGAAUAAUUCUAUUCAUGACGUUGAUAAAUUUAUACUCAUCAUGAAAGAAAUGAAAAAUUUAGUUUAUUUGAAAAUAAUUUCUUUUGAUAUUACUGAUGAUGAUAAAAAAAUUUUACUUAACGAAUGUAAAAAAUAUGAAAAUAUAAAAACAUUGAAAUUUGAGAUAAAAAAAUAUGUUUUAUAA